This is a messenger RNA of Didymosphaeria variabile, 1812 nucleotides long. RefSeq lists its product as uncharacterized. Lineage: Eukaryota; Fungi; Ascomycota; Dothideomycetes; Pleosporales; Didymosphaeriaceae. The record is from RefSeq and is a predicted model, not a curated record. Gene Ontology annotation, molecular function: cysteine-type endopeptidase activity; cysteine-type deubiquitinase activity. The coding region runs from base 1 to 1812 and encodes 603 amino acids. The transcript has a single exon. Gene Ontology annotation, cellular component: nucleus; cytosol. Gene Ontology annotation, biological process: protein deubiquitination.
AUGCCCGAGAAGCCGCUGACAGUAGCGACAUACGCCGCCGGAGCCUCUCUUGCCGCCAUCACACUUGUCUACGUUUUCGGGCCAACCUUUUUCCUCGACGACGAAGCAUCGAGCACACGCAAAAAGGGAGUCGUGGGCCUGAGCAACACCGCAAACGACUGCUUUAUCAAUUCGAUCCUCCAAGCCCUCGCCGGGCUGCCCGACCUGCGCAUAUACCUCAUUCGCGAAACACACCGGCGGAAGCUCGACGGCCCAGAACUCUACGAUGUCGACCCGGAGAAAUUAACUCUCGAAAGGAGAGCUACAAAGCCAUGGAAGUUGGAAGGACUGCAAAAGGGCUUGGUCACACAUGCUUUGAAGGAGGUCCUCGACAAACUCAACGAGCGACCUAUAUAUAAGAAGACGAUUUCUCCACAACCCUUCAUCCGAGCGCUGGAACAUGCUUUUGGCACGCGCAUUAGCAGACAACAACAGGACGCCCAGGAAUUCCUUCAGAUCGUGACGGAGCGCCUAUGUGACGAGUACCAUGCCGGGACAAAGGCAAGACGACAGGCGCAGACAGCCAUCAACGGUGACACCGCGUCAGAGACACAGGAGAUUGCCGAACAAUUUGGAAUUGCCCCGCCCAAAGCCGCGAAUCUUCCAACAGAUAGUGAGGCUGCAGAGCCGGGUACGGACAAUGACGAAUCAUCAGCCAGCGAAGAUGGUUUUCCUUUUGAAGGUAGGAUCGAAUCACAGAUCGAAUGUCUGACCUGUGGUUUCAAGCCUAAGGCAUCAUCGUCCGCUUUCGUCACCUUAACACUAAGUGUACCCCAGACAUCGACGACAUCUUUAAACAAAUGUCUCGACGGCGUCUUCAAGGUGGAACACAUUGACGAUUUCAAGUGCGAGUAUUGCCGCUUGGAUCACGCAAUCGAAAGUAAAACCAAAGAGCUCGCGCGGGCGUUGGCUCCCGAAGUCCAGCGCGCAUUACAAUUAGAUAUUGACAAACUCCAACGAGCGCGGGAAAGCGACCCCGAGAAGCCUCCAGAGGGCGUGGAGCUGCCUGAUCCUAAUCUGGCUCCUAAACGUCGAAUCGCUCGCCACAUGUACAUCUCUUCAUUCCCUAAAGUCCUUGCGCUGCAUCUAUCACGUUCUGUAUUUGCAGUCGGCACCGUAUCUACCAAAAAUCUUGCCAAAGUAAAUUUCCCCGAAUCUCUGCCUCUAGGAGGUAUACUUAAUCGCAAGAACUAUCGCCUGUUAGGAAUGGUCAGCCACAAAGGCACACACAACAGCGGUCAUUAUGAGUCUUUCCGCCGCCAGGUCCAACCCAUACCAUACUCUACUCCGCACUCCUUUGGUACCGAAGGAGUGUACAGCAUGCAAGGAACCCCCAUUCCAUCGGCAGUACAGAGUCCACGAAUGUCGAGCGUCAACCUUCCCAAUGGUAAUGGCCGUGGAUCACCACUGCCUGCAACUCCGUCACUAGAUUCCCCAUCCACGAGAUCGCUUUCGUCACAAUCGCGCUCCUCAAACUUUUCACCCAGAAUAGCGCCUACUUCGGCGCCUCGUGAAGACUCCACCCAAGAGGCAUCUUCGUCUCCCACAUCUGCAUCAAUUUCGCGACCAAAAAGCUUGAGAUCAAUCAAAGGUUCGCUGAAGGAAAAAGCAUCCGAUGCAAACCCACUCAAAAAGAGGUCGAAACGAGCCAACAACCGUUGGUGGCGGAUCAGCGAUGACAAGGUGAAGGAGAGCAAGACGAGCGAUGUCUUGGGCAUGCAAAAGGAGGUCUAUUUGCUUUUCUACGAGCUUGAUAGAAGGAGUGAAGACUAA